Aspergillus terreus NIH2624 is the source of this 1602-nucleotide messenger RNA. RefSeq lists its product as uncharacterized. The transcript has a single exon. The coding region runs from base 1 to 1602 and encodes 533 amino acids. NCBI's taxonomy places the organism in Eukaryota, Fungi, Ascomycota, Eurotiomycetes, Eurotiales, Aspergillaceae. The record is from RefSeq and is a predicted model, not a curated record.
AUGGAGAGAUUCAUGUCUUAUUUUGACCUGCCAGGCUACCGUCUCCGUUCGAGUGACUUCCCGAGGUACUUUUCUGAAAAGGACUGGGAGCCGCUAGUUUCUCUGAUCAGUCGGUUGAAGAAGUUAAAAGCGAUGCAUUACGCCGUGGCUAAUUCGUUUCCGAGGUCAUUGCUUGAUGCCGUCCAUCAACAUCACCCAGAAUGUGAAAUCAACAUCUGGAGCCCUCAAAGCCUCCGGCUGGACACUCCAGGUGUUGAUCUGGAAUAUACUUUCAAUAGCUCUCGUCAACCUUCAGAGGUCAGCAACGACCCUUUUGAUAUGGAGAUCCUCCGCUCGCCCUGUCUCCAAGCGAUCAAAUUAGACUAUCCACUCAUUACGCGCGGAUGGCCCAACGGCAUAUUCCACCCGUAUCAAAUGAUCCCGUACGUUUGGCAAGCACCCAAUCUCAAGCAUGUCUAUCUACAACUCGAUACUCGCUGGCCGGGCGAUUUGUUAGAUGCCAUUCAAAAGCUCCCUGAGAGCAGCGCCCAUGGAGAUCAACGGACGACCUUGGAUUCUUUUGCUCUGCAAUCGCAAAUCCUCGAGGAACCCAUUCUAUCAAAAUGGAUUCAAACAAUGGACUUUUCCGCUUUGCGGAGCCUGCACGUCCCCAGAAUAGACUACCCGUCUUCCUUGAAAGAUGCAGCAGCGGGAUUAGUGAACCUGGAGAGGCUGUUCAUAUGUGUUGCUCCCGGGCGAGACGGAUGGGAGCAGAUAUCUGGGGAGCUAGAAUGUAUCUUUCAACGGCUCAGGCCAUUGAAAUACCUGUCCCUCGAAGCCCUCGAGCAUGUUACAUUCCUUCAUACGAUUCUUGGGAGGCACGGCCCAUCUCUGUUGGGUCUUAUGUUAGAGCCCCACGAGACAUGUCGGUCACGUACAUCUCCUCCUCUGAAGCCCCAAUACACCGGAUGGGCAUACCCAUUCCUGGAUCAUGUCCAUCUGCAGCGGAUUGCGGAAAGUUGUCCCAAUCUAAAGGAACUUCGCAUCCCUAUUCGUCGGACAAAAGGUAGCAACGAGGAAGUCCGCACUUACCGAUCGCUGGGGAAAUUUUCUCGUCUUCAGAACUUGAUUCUUGAUCUUUACGGGAACCCACGCCCAGUGAUCUCAAAAGAGGAGGGGAUAUUCUCAGAUGAAGGCGUGGGAAGAUCUCCUCCAGUACAUGUGAGUCUCCGGGACGCAUUCAUCAACUUUGCUACGGAUAGUGCACUAGCAACGGCCAUCUGGAAAGAGAUUUCCUCUCAACAGCCGAUCCGAAGUUUGCUCCGGCUUCGUGUGUCUCCGUGGGGUUAUAAUAUCCACGACGAGGAGGAAGUCUAUGCAUUCCUACAGUUGGCGGGGUCAUACCUCGUCACCCACGGUGGAAGAAAAGUCGUCGAGAUCGGAAGGGAUGAAAAGAAAGACGAACAGGAGGCUCUCGCCGAAAGGGACGAGUUUGAAGAUACACGGCCGUUUAGGGUGCCCCGGAGGAUUACGCGAACCCUCCACUCUAUUUGGCCACCAGAGUCCAGUGAUACGGACUGGACUACUAGCUGGAGGAGCUUUCCUUUGCAAACUGAUGCUUGA